CCCGGCCCGUCGCAGGGCGGCGGGAUGCUGCGGCAGCGCUGCGGGCGGCUCCUGGCCCGUCUGGAGCGGGUGCUGCAGCUGCUGGAGCUCGGCGGCAGCGCGGAGGAAGACUACAUCCAGAUCGCUCGGUGCUUCGAGGCGACGCGCCAGAGAUGCUGCCGCCUGGAGCAGGACGGGCAGCGGGCCCGGGAGCAGCUGGCCCGUGUGGAAGCCGAGCGGGCGGCCUUGGAGGUGAAACUCAAACAUGCCCGGAACCAGGUGGAGGUGGAGAUGAAGAAGCGGCAUCGAGCAGAGGCUGAGCUGGAGAAGCAGGAGCGCAAGCUUCAGCUGGUCUUCGAGUCCUUGAUGCGGGAGCCGUGGGGCAGCGGGGUGCUGAGCGGGGAGCAGUGCUCCGUACUCAGCGCCCUGGCCGGCCGGCGCCUCGGGGCGGCCCUGGUGCCAGGCAGGAGGUCGUCUGCAGUGGAUGAGUCCUGCCAGUCCCUCCUGUCCCACUCAGACAUCAGCUAUGACCGCACAGAGGACGAGGUGGAUGUUGAUACAACAGUGGUGCGGACCCUGAAGCGCAAAGCCCAGGAGAGGCAGCGCAUGUCCCUAGCCCCUCAGAUUGGCCCUGUGGUGGUGGCGAAGCGGCACCGUUCUUCUGUGGCACCCCACAAUGUCGCGAGUGUCCCCCCUGUGCCCCCUCCUGCCGAGGCUCCAGGCCCUGCUGCCAGCCUCCUGCCCACUGCUCUGGUGCCACGCCGCCGCUCUCGCCAGGGACAUCAUGUCUCCAUGCGUGCAGAGCUGACCACAGUGUGGGGCACCAGUGAGGAUCUGGGCUGCCAUGCCCUGGGACAGGAGAGCCACACUGAGGGUGGCUCCAUGGGGCAGCCAGCGCCAGCCCCCUUCACCUCGCCUCCACAGGGCCUCCCGCCACUCCAGCACCAGUUCAUCUCCAAAAUGGUGAUCCGCCCUGAGCCAUGCAGUGCCUGCGGCUCCCGCAUCCGCUUUGGGAAGGCUGCCAUCAAGUGCCGCCAGUGCCAGCUGCUGCUGCACCCCAAGUGCCGGGAGCAGUGCCCCAGCCCCUGUGUGUCACGGCCUUGCCACCACGUCUGGCCCCGUGAGGGUGUGCUGGCUGACUUUGCUCCCCCCCGACCACCCCUGGUGCCUGCGCUGGUGGUGCAGUGUGUGACCGAGGUGGAGAGACGAGGCUUGACAGAGACAGGGCUCUACCGGGUGCCGGGCACAGAGCAGCUGGUACGGGAGUGGAAGCGGAGGCUGCUGCGGGCCGGGGGCACACUCCCUGCCCUCAGCAGCGUGGCUGACAUCCAUGUGGUGUGUGGGGUGCUCAAGGACUUCCUGCGGGGUCUCAAGGAGCCACUGGUCACCUUCAGCCUCCACCCUACCUUCCUGCAGGCUGCCGACAUCCUGGAUGAUGCUGCCUGCGGCACAGCCCUGCGCCACGUGGUGAGCAAGCUGCCCCCAGCCAACAGGGACACCCUGGCCUUCCUUAUGCUGCACUUGCUCAGGGUGUCGCGCAGCCCUGACUGCAAGAUGGAUGUCCUCAACUUGUCCCGUGUGUUUGGUCCCACACUGGUAGGACACAGCUCGGCCAACCCCACACCACUCACCAUCAUGGAGGACACGCCACGACAGUGCAAGGUGCUGACUCGGCUCCUCUCGCUGCCACCUGACUUCUGGAGAGGCUUCCUGGGGAUGGAGCAGGAGAACUUGGUGCCAACACCAGCCCCAGGGGGUGAACACGAGCUGCUCUUCUGCCCCAUCACCCCCCUGGAGCCCAAGCCGGGCCAGCUGAGCCCAGUUGGCACCUGCUGCCUUCCCAGCACACUGCGGAGCUGCGUGGGCACGGCCACACGGCCCCCUCAGGGGCCAGCCCCGAGGAAGGUGGGCCGGUUCUUCCCUUCUCCAGUGUAGCCUGCAGCAGUGGCUCCCCGGGGACAUGGAGCUGGCACUGGAGGAGGAGCGAAGCCUGCGGGACCAGGCAGCUGCCUGUGGGCUGGUGGUGCCCAGCUCCAAGCCCUGCUCUGCUUCCCUGGGGACUGGGGAGCAGGGCUGGAUCUGCCCAGCUGUGGUGGUGGAGACACUGU
Molecule: messenger RNA, 2087 nt
Organism: Athene cunicularia (burrowing owl)
Lineage: Eukaryota; Metazoa; Chordata; Aves; Strigiformes; Strigidae
Product: rac GTPase-activating protein 1-like
Exons: 16
Coding region: 25-1914 (629 amino acids)
Biological process (GO): signal transduction
Source: RefSeq, a predicted model, not a curated record